Molecule: messenger RNA, 1146 nt
Organism: Glycine soja
Lineage: Eukaryota; Viridiplantae; Streptophyta; Magnoliopsida; Fabales; Fabaceae
Product: ubiquinone biosynthesis protein COQ4 homolog, mitochondrial-like
Exons: 3
Coding region: 266-940 (224 amino acids)
Biological process (GO): ubiquinone biosynthetic process
Cellular component (GO): mitochondrial inner membrane
Source: RefSeq, a predicted model, not a curated record
CAAUUUACUCUUGGAUGAUAUGCUACGCGAUUUGAUCUCUUUCUCCGAGGAAUCACCGUCGUCGUUGGUGAGCGAGGGGGAUGAAGAUUUAUUAGAACCAUAUGAAACUGAGAUCUCUCUAAAAUGCUUGCUUUUGCUUCUUCUCUCUAAAACUGCAUCCUUGGAAUCAGGCGAGACAGAGUUUUCUUCAUUCUCGAAAGUCAAAACUUUCCCCUCAUUUUCAUUCUUCUUUCAAUUGGCAAAGGUAGGUAGUUAGUUAUUUGCAAUGAUAGAAGGUGGUAGAAUCCGGCUGAAGACAUGGCAGCAGGCAGCUGUGGCAGUGGGUUCGGCGGUGGGGGCGUUGUUGGACCCUCGAAGAGCGGAUUUGAUAGCAGCUCUUGGUGAGACAACUGGAAAGCCUGCUUUUGAGAGAGUUCUUCAGAGGAUGAAGAGUUCCCCUGAAGGGAGGGCUGUACUGUUGGAGCGCCCUCGUGUUGUUUCUGCAAAAGUAGGACAUGCUUGGGACCUGCCAGCAAACACCUUUGGUGCUGCCUAUGCAAGGUUUAUGGGAUCUAGGAACUUUUCACCAGAUGAUCGACCUCCUGUGCGGUUCAUGGACACAGAUGAACUAGCCUAUGUAGCCAUGCGGGCUCGUGAAGUGCAUGACUUCUGGCACACCCUUUUUGACCUUCCUACUAACUUGAUUGGGGAGACAGCACUGAAGGUUAUUGAGUUUGAGCAGAUGGGCCUUCCUAUGUGUCUGCUGUCCGUUAUAGGGGGCACGGCUAGAUUCAGUGAAAAGCAGAGAAAAUUGUUUUAUCAUCACUACUUCCCCUGGGCCAUUCAUGCUGGCAUGCAAUCCACUGAUCUUAUGUGUGUAUAUUAUGAGCGGCAUUUUGAUGAAGACUUGGAAGAUGUUCGCCGAAAACUGCAAAUUGUUCCUGCUCCCACUGUUCAUUAGCCGUAUGUAUUCAGACCAGAUAAAUUGUACUCCUAUUUAGUUUUCUGGAUAAUAGCAGUGUGCUAGAGUUUUGCAAUCAAAAUCAUGGAAUAAAAUCCAGUGUACAAGCUUUGCCUCUAAUAUUUAGUCAAUGAGCAUUGUAUAGGUUGGAUUUGAUCAUAUGAUCAGCAAAAUAAACUUAUCAUCACAUUCUAUUUUUUUCAACA